AUGAAUUUUUUCGCUAUUCUUGCCUUCGCGUCUGUAGCGGCAGCAGCUCGCUUAGACAGCUCCCCAUUAUUGCCACCUCACGCUGAAACAUCUGGUGGUUCCAACGCUGAUCUUCAAGCGCCUUAUAACUAUGAGACAAGCCAUAGCUCCGGUCCUGCAGCACUUCAAGGAGGUAAUUUCCGUGGGGGUAGCAGUUCUAGUGCUCAGGCCCAGAUCUUGAGAUACGAAAAUGAUAUUAAUCAAGAUGGAUAUCACUACGCUUAUGAAACUAGUGAUGGGACUAAAGCUGAACAAACUGGUCGUGUAUUCCCCGGAGCUCAACCCGAAGAAGGCUCUCUCUCGGUGUCUGGAUCAUAUACGUACAUUGGCGACGAUGGCCAGGAGUACACAGUGACUUACACGGCUGAUGAGAACGGGUACCGGGCUGAUGGCGCUCACCUACCCACUCCACCGCCAAUCCCUUCAGAAAUCUUGAAGAGUUUGCAACUUACGGACAGGUCUCGAGGCAUGUAUGACAGUAAUAAAAGCAGCUACGAUGCCGACGCAGGAAUAUACUAA
Molecule: messenger RNA, 558 nt
Organism: Arctia plantaginis
Lineage: Eukaryota; Metazoa; Arthropoda; Insecta; Lepidoptera; Erebidae
Source: the annotation of a GenBank genome assembly